AUGGUUGGUCACCUCUUGUUUUAUGUAAAUGGGAAAGAAAUUCUUGAGCGUAAUGUUGAACCUGAAUGGAAUCUUCUUUGGUAUUUAAGAAAUAAAUUAAGAUUGACUGGUUCGAAAUUAGGUUGUGGUGAAGGUGGUUGUGGAGCUUGUACAGUCCUAAUUUCACGAUGUAUUGAUCGCAAUUCUGGUGAAAUCGAACAUCGAACAAUAAAUGCCUGUUUAGCACCUGUAUGCUCGGUUGAUGGAUGUCAUGUUGUCACUGUGGAAGGGUUAGGCUCAACUAGUAAAUCAAACCUUCAUCCUACUCAAAUACGUCUUGCACAAUUAUUUGCUUCACAAUGUGGUUUUUGUACGCCAGGUAUGGUCAUGUCUUUAUAUGGAACAGUUACAUCAAAAGAUAAUUCAUUACCAACAAUGGAAGAUAUUGAGGAAGCUUUUGAUGGAAAUCUUUGCCGAUGUACUGGGUAUCGUCCGAUUCUUGAUGCUGCAAAAACGUUUGCAUGUGAUAUUAAUAAACUAGAUUAUCAAAAAUCUUCAUCACCAAGAGUAUCAACUACAUUCGAUAAGUGUUUCUCGUAUGCUCAUCAAACUACAUCACCAAUCAAUCGAGUUCCAUUUCCUGACAAACUUCGAGAUUAUAUUCCCCAAUCCAUUCAUAUAAAAGGUACUUCAUUUGAAUGGUAUCGUCCAAUAUCAUUGAAUGAACUGAUUCAACUCCGUCAUAGUUAUCCAGGUAAUCAAUCCAAACUUAUUUUCGGUAAUACAAGAGUAGAAUUUGAAAGAAAAUAUAAUCAAAUGAAUUGUUCUUGCUUGAUAUCAAUCACACAUAUUAGAGAAUUACAAGAACUAAAACGAACCGAUGAUUCAUUAUAUAUUGGAGCCGGUGUUACAUUUGCACGUUUAAAAUCUAAAUUAAUUCAAUGGAAAAAUGAAGAUAAGUUUUGUCGAGCUUUACUCGAUCAAAUGAAACAUUUUGCAUCAACACAAAUUCGAAAUGUUGCUUCAAUUGGUGGAAAUAUAGUUUCUGCUUCACCUAUUUCGGAUAUCAAUCCUGUAUUAGAAGCUGCAGGUGCUAUACUUGAAUUGAAUUGUGCUGAUAAUGAAAAAGUACGUCAAAUUCAAUUGUGUGACUUUUUUCUUGGUAAUCGUCAUGUUUCAAUGGCAGAUAAUGAAAUUCUUAUUGCCAUCCAUAUUCCUCUUGAAAAAUCAUCAAAUAAAUAUUUUCUACGUUCAUAUAAACAAGCUCGUCGUCGAGAUGAUUCAAAAGGAAUUGUUAGUGCUGCAUUUAAAGUUGAACUUGAAAAAUUGAAUUUAGCUGAUAAUCAAUGGAAAAUUGUUUCAGUUUGUUUUUCAUUUGGUGGAAUGGCAUCAAAAACUAUUUCAGCAAAAAAUACUCAACAACAAUUAAUCGGAUUGUCAUGGACAAAACAAACGAUUAAUCAAGCAUAUGAAUUACUUAUUAAAGAAAUAUCACUCGAUGAAUUAAGUCCAGGUGGUCAAUAUCAAUACAGACGAACAUUAAUGCAAUCAUUUCUCUUUAAAUUUUAUUCAUAUGUAUGUAAUGAAUUACGUGAGUCAGUAAUUGAUUCUGUUGAUUUUUCUUAUCAUCGAGGAAUAUCUCAUGGUCAACAGACAAUACCUGAACGACCUCAAACCCAAAAAUAUGUUGGUAGUUCAUUAUCACAUCAAUCUGCUUAUUUACAUACAACAGGAGAAGCUAUAUAUGUAGAUGAUAUGCCAUCAUAUAUCAAUACACUUUAUGCUGCACCUGUACUUAGUACAAAAGCAAAUGCACGAAUAAAACACAUUGAUAUUGACGAUGCUUCAAAAGUUGCAGGUUUUGUAUCAUUUGUUAACUAUACUGAUGUACCAAAUUCGAAUAAAUUGGGUAAUAUUUUACCUGAUGAAGAAGUAUUUGUAUCAUCGAUUGCACUUUGUGUUGGUGCUAUUAUUGGUCUUGUUGUUUGUGAAUCUGAACAUGCAGCUAAAUUAGCUGCAAAUCUUGUUAAAAUUGAUUAUGAGUUAUUACCACUAAGAAUUUUUUCUAUUGAAGAUGCUAUUGAUCAUCAGUCUUAUUUUGGAGAUGAAAUUUGUCUUCAAAGAGGUGAUGUUGAGAAAGUUUUUUUGGAUGCUGAACACGUUUUAGAGGAUACAUUAUUUAUUGGCGGUCAAGAACAUUUUUAUAUGGAAACACAGUCGUGUAUGGUUGUACCAUCAAAUGAUGAUCAAGAAAUAAAUAUAUAUGUGGGGACACAAAAUCUAACUACUACUCAAGAAUUAAUAGCAUUAGUACUCGGUCGAGAUGUUAAUCGUAUAACAUGUCAUGUCAAAAGAGUUGGUGGAGCAUUUGGUGGAAAAGAGACAAGAUCUUUACCCCUAUGUGCUGCUGCAGCAGUAGCUGCUGUUAAACUUGGUCGUCCUGUUCGAUUUAAUCUUGAACGUCGUGUCGAUAUGUCAAUAACUGGACAUCGACAUCCAUUUAAAAUUAAAUAUAAAAUAGCAUUCAAUAAUGAAGGUCGGUUUUUAGGACUUGAUAUGCAAAUGUGGAGUAAUGCUGGUUGUACAUUGGAUGCAUCACAAUAUGUUAUGGAACUCUCUAUGCUACAUAUGGGGAAUACAUAUAAAUUUCCUAAUAUUAGAAUUCGUGGUCGUGUUUGUAAAACACAUUUACCAUCAAACACUGCUUUUCGUGGUUUUGGUGGACCGCAAGCUAUGUUAGCGUGUGAAACAAUCAUAGAACAUAUUGCUGCAUACCUUAAAUGUGAUCCAUUCACUAUUCGUUGUCUUAAUUUAUUCAAAGAAGGUGAUGUUACUCAUUAUGGACAGAUUUUAGAACUAUGGAAUGUUCCAAGAAUUUUGGAUGAACUUACUAAAUCAAGUGAUUUUAUUCAAAGACAAUUCAAUGUUAGAGAAUUUAAUCGAAAAAAUAUGUAUCGAAAACGUGGUAUAAGUAUGAUACCAGUUAAAUUUGGCAUUGGUUUUACAGCUCAAUUUCUAAAUCAGGCAGGAGCUCUUGUACAUGUCUACAAAGAUGGUUCAGUAAUACUUACCCAUGGAGGCAUAGAAAUGGGUCAAGGUUUACAUACAAAAAUGAUAGCAAUAGCUGCUGAAAUAUUAGCUUGUGAUAUUGAUAGGAUACGAAUUAGUGAAACAGCAACAGAUAAAAGUCAUAAUUUAAGUCCAACUGCUGGAUCAACUUCAUCGGACCUUAAUGGAAUGGCUGUAAGACAUGCUUGUGAACAAAUUCGUCAACGAUUAGAUACACUCAUUAUUGAUAAUAAUGUUCACAUCUCAUGGGAAGAUCUUAUAAAACAAGCUUAUUUUGCUCGUGUUGAUCUAUGUGCACGUGGAUUCUAUAUAACACCGAACAUGUUCGAUGCUGAUUUUACAAAAAAUCAAGCUAAUUACAAUUAUUUUACACAAGGUGCAGCAGUGACCGAAGUCGAACUAGAUGUAUUAACAGGAGAUUGGCAUCUUUUACGCGUUGAUAUACUCAUGGAUGUUGGUACAUCACUCAAUCCUCAUAUUGAUAUUGGUCAAAUCGAAGGUGGUUUUAUGCAAGGAAUCGGUUUGUAUACCAUGGAAGAACUCAUAUGGGGCGAUGAAAAAUUAAAUAAAUGGAUUCCACCAGGAGAAUUAUUCACUUGUGGAGUAAAUACUUAUAAAAUUCCAUCAUUUAGUGAUGUUCCUAUUGAUUUUCGUGUUUCACUAUUAUCUGAUUCAUUAAAUCCGCGAGCGAUCUAUUCGUCAAAAGGAAUUGGUGAACCACCAGUUUUACUUGCUGCUUCGGCUUUUUUUGCUUUAAAACAAGCAUGUAAAGCAUAUCGAGAACAGCAAGGUUUAUCAGAUUAUUUUACACUUCAUUCACCGGCAACUGUCGAACGACUUCGAAUGGUUUGCGUCGAUGAUUUUACUCAACGUGCCAGUGCUGAUGAGCAUGAAAUAUUUCAACCAACAGGUUCAUAUUGA
Messenger RNA from Rotaria sordida, 3969 nucleotides. The record is from the annotation of a GenBank genome assembly. Lineage: Eukaryota; Metazoa; Rotifera; Eurotatoria; Philodinida; Philodinidae.